CUAAACGCGGGACUGCCGCUAUAAACAAUUGUUUUAGUCAAUCAGUUAUGUUCAACUCUCGACUGAAUUCAUAAGUUCUUAAUACGAAGCGAAGAAAGCAAAUCAUCGGUAGCUCUAGAUGAGUGGGUUAGCAAUGAAAUUAAUAUUUAGCCCAUGGAUGCUUUGUGCAAUGACUAUUACGGUUGUAAGUGCUAAUGAAUGUGCUCUUAACAGUGAAUGUAGACCUAUAGCCGAUUGUCCCCUUAUCCGAGAUAGUUUCAAUUUGAUCAAAAGGAAACCCUACUGCAAUUUGGAUCGUCCCGGUGCACACGUAUGCUGUAGAAGAUCAUCACAAAAUUAUACGCAACCGAAAUAUGUUGAUUUCCGUGUUAUACGAGCCUAUCGCGUUUUUCGUAGAGUGCAGAUCCUACGACAGUGUGCCAAGUCUUCAAAAUGCACUAGGCGAAGAGUGUCGUUAUACGUCUAACAUAGUUGGCCGCGUAAAAGUUGAAUCUAAAGAGUUUCCUUUUAUGGCAUUAUUGUACCGCAAAGAUGGGGAGAGAGAGAAUUUUACUCGGCUGUGUAGCGGUACUUUGAUUAGCAAAAAAUAUAUUUUAACAUCCGCCCACUGUUUCUCUCGCUACGAUUCUCACCCUAAUUGGGCGCGUUUAGGAGAUUUGGAUUAUAAUACAAAUAGAGACGAUGCUUUACCGCAGAAUAUUGAAAUCAAGCAUUAUACACUUCACCGUGAAUAUUACAAGGCUAAACUAGCUAGAUACAAUGAUAUAGCUUUGGCUGAACUGGCGCAAGAAGCCAUCUUUAACGAUUACGUACGUCCUGCUUGCCUGUCUCUAAUGUUAGAUGCUAAUGAUUUUCAAGAAUUUCUGAUUGCUGGCUGGGGCUGGAGUUCUCCUGAGUCGGAACCUUCAUCCCAUUUACAUAAGAUGAAAUUCGAUCGUCUCGAUGAUGAGAAAUGUUUUGAAAUAUACCGGUACCGUUUGGAAAAAGGUAUUAACAAUCGUACACAUACGUGCGCGAUCCCUUCUACAGGUGAUGUCGGUAUAUGUAACGGUGAUGGUCCACUUUUUGUUACCCAUCCAGAGUUUCCCUGUCAAUUUCUUGUAGUAGGUUAUUUUUCGUUCCGUCACGAUGUUUGCGGAUCUAAAGAUGAUCCAGAUGUUUACACCAGAAUCAGAUUAUACACCGAUUGGAUACAAAGUAUCGUUUGGAAUUAAAUUUAAAAAAAGAAAAAAGUUUUUUAGAAAAUU
This is a messenger RNA of Glossina fuscipes, 1247 nucleotides long. RefSeq names its product serine protease snake-like. The transcript is spliced from 4 exons. The record is from RefSeq and is a predicted model, not a curated record. Gene Ontology annotation, biological process: proteolysis. NCBI's taxonomy places the organism in Eukaryota, Metazoa, Arthropoda, Insecta, Diptera, Glossinidae. Gene Ontology annotation, molecular function: serine-type endopeptidase activity. Bases 354 to 1214 code for a protein of 286 amino acids.